AUGCGUGGGUACCGGCUGUGCAUCGCACCGAGCGCCGUUGGGGACACACCCGAAGAUGAGUCGGUGAUGCAGCUUGCGUGCCCGCACACCGACGACGCUGCGCCACUACUCGCCCAGCUGCAAAUAGAUUUUCCUAGCGUGCCCCGCCACGUCCGUCCCGUUAUAGGUCUGAGAGAAGCGUUCUAUCCGCUGGUGGAGAGCGGCAAAAAGACGACCACCAUCCGCUACUUCCCGGGCCACAUCCAUUGCCCUUCGGCCCCUGUGCUGCCCCUGCAGCUCAACCCCUCUCAGGAGAUUGUCGGGUCUCUGCGCAUCAAGGCGCUCGAGGUCAAGCCCUACGCGGCGAUCACGGAGGCGGACGCCAGGCGCGACGGGUUCAGCGGCCGCGAGGAGCUGGCCGCCAUCCUGCGCGACAUCUACGGCGACGUGCAGCCGCACGAGCUCAUCUCCAUCUACGAGUUCGAACUCCUCCCCGCCAGGCCUCGCGACUCCCUUACCUUGGUCAAGGGCCUUCUGCCGCUCAAGGACCUCUGCGUCGACGCCGUCAUGACCGACAUGAUGUCGCACCUGCGCCUGAACUCGUCUUCAUCAUCAUCGUCGUCGGCGUUGUCGGUGUCGCUCGGUUCGACGCUGCCGCAGCCGAUCGCUGAGUCGCUGCUGGCGACGGCGAUCAGUCGCAAGGUGCUGAGCGACGACAACGUGGGGCACUUCCUGGACCCCGAGAUGCGGCAGCUGUCACUGGCCGGCGGCGAGAACCUCACCCGGCGCACCCUGGCGCGGAUCCUGGCGACGCCGUGCCUCCACCUGACCCACCUCUCCCUCUCGCGGUGCGUCAACAUGACCUCCAAGGAUCUCAUCGCCUUCUUCACCGAACUGUCAGAUAAAAUGGCGGAUGGGGCGGGGCUGCCACUGACGAGCCUGGACAUCACGCGGUGCCCGCGAGUCAACGAUCAAGUGGUCGCCACCGUGGCCAAAUGCUGCCCCAACCUGCGGUACGAUCGCCCUGGCCGAGGACUCGGUCUUGUCUACGUCGACCGUUCAAAAAUCGAUCUCACCCGCUGCACGAACGUGAGCGAUGCCGCAAUAGUCUCGCUCGCGCAGGCCUGCAACGACCUUCAGGAAUUGAUCGUCUUCGCCUGUCCCAAGGAACGAGGCCUUGUGCAGAUCACCAAUGCGUCGAUCUUUGGGGUGCUUCCUGAACACUGCACGGCGCUGCGAGCGCUGUCGCUUUCGCGCUGCCGUCUCACCGACACCGCAGCGUCGGGCGGCCUCGCCCGCCUCUUGGCUCGAGCCCCCGAGCUCGAGGAGCUCGGCCUCGGCCGCUGCAAGAGAAUCGCCGAUUCGGCUCUGGCCGCCAUCGCUGCUGCGUCGUGCGCUUCGACGCUUCAGUUCCUCGAUUUGACCAGCUGCUCGGCCUCAGACCAAACCCUGCGGAUGAUCGGCGCAAGCUGCCGGCGACUGCGGACGCUGUAUCUGUCCAACUGCCCCGUGGUGACCAACGAAACGGUGCAGGCCUUUGCGCGCAGUUGCCGUGAGAUGCGGGCGCUCUAUCUGUCGAGCUGCUCACUCGUCACCGACAUCGGAGUGCUCGAGAUCGCCUACCACUGCAAGGAACUCAACGUGUUGAACCUUUCCGGGUGCGUUCGAGUCACGAAUCUGUCCCUGUGCGAGGUGGCUCGUCAGUGCCCUUCGCUGAACACGCUCUACCUGGCCAACUGCGAGCUCGUCACGGGCAAAGUCAUCCACGCCCUCCAAGAGCAUUGCCAAGGGAUGAAGCUCUUGGAGCUGUCGGGUUGCAACCCGUUGAUCGCCACCUUUGGCGAGGAGAGCCUGUCCGCCAUGCACAACCUUCAGGCUCUGGAUGUGUCGCGCUCGACGCAUGUGCGGGACAGCAACCUGGGGCACAUCGCGCGGCUCUCCUGCCUGACCUACCUCACCUUCUCCGACACCAACAUCAGCGACGAGGGCGUGAUGCACCUCGCCAACGGGUUCUUGCCGCGGCUCGAGUGGCUCAUUCUGUCCAACUGCCUGAAAGUCACCAACAUGCGCUGCGUGCACCACCUCCUCGACAACCUGCCCGUCCUCGCCAAGCUCUUCCUCUCCGGCUGCGCGAACCUGGGCUUGCCGGGCUCGAGCGACGAAGGGCCCGAGAUACGGACCACCGCACUGCCCACCCUGCAGUACCUCUUCGUCUCCAGUUGCCCCCAAUUCCCCGACGAAAUGGCCGUCAGCCUCGUCCGACGGAUGCCCAACCUGUCGUCGGUGGUGUUUGCCCAGUCGACCAGCAUCCAGGACGCCACGCUGCGCUGCCUGGCGCAGACCUGCACCGACAUACGCGACCUGGACCUCUCCAUGUGCUCCAUGGGCGACGAGGCCCUUCUCGAGGUGCUGAUGAGGUGCGGCAAGAAUCUGAUCGACCUCAAGGUGUCGCACUGCAAGCAGCUGUCGUCGGCCACGUUCACGCAGGCCCUGCGGAUACUCCAGCACCUGGAGACGCUGGCCGUCCCCGGCUGUCCCAACUUUGACGCCCCCGUCUUGCGGCAAGUGCCGGAGCUGUGUCCCUCGCUGUCCAAGAUAGUGCUCGGACGCGAGGGCAUCAGCAACCGAACCAAGGCCGAGGUCAUGGAGCAGCACCCAGGCCUCGAGAUCGUGUAG
Molecule: messenger RNA, 2655 nt
Organism: Acanthamoeba castellanii str. Neff
Lineage: Eukaryota; Discosea; Longamoebia; Acanthamoebidae
Product: leucine rich repeat domain containing protein
Exons: 16
Coding region: 1-2655 (884 amino acids)
Biological process (GO): SCF-dependent proteasomal ubiquitin-dependent protein catabolic process
Cellular component (GO): SCF ubiquitin ligase complex
Molecular function (GO): protein binding
Source: RefSeq, a predicted model, not a curated record